AUGGCUGAAGAGAAAAAACCCAAAAAGGAUGCGUCCUCGUUUAUGAAGGAUUUUUUAGCUGGCGGAAUUUCGGCAGCUAUAUCAAAAACAGCUGUGGCUCCUAUUGAAAGAGUCAAAUUGCUGCUGCAGGUGCAGGCUGUUUCUAAACAGAUCAGACCGGAGAAUCAAUAUAAAGGUAUAAUCGACGCCUUCACCCGAAUUCCUCGCGAGCAAGGUGUCCUGGCCCUGUGGAGAGGCAAUUUGGCGAACGUCAUUCGAUAUUUUCCAACUCAGGCCCUCAAUUUCGCCUUCAAGGAUGUUUACAAACAAAUUUUCUUGGGAGGCGUCGACAAAAAGAAGCAGUUUUGGAGAUUCUUUGCAGGAAGUUUGGCAUCGGGCGGCGCCGCCGGGGCCACGGCUUUGGGAUUCGUCUAUCCUCUGGAUUAUGCGAGAACUAGGUUGGGUGCCGACGUCGGCAGCGGCAAGAAGCGCGAGUACACCGGAAUGGUCGAUUGUAUCGUGAAGACAUUCAAAUCCGAUGGACUUUUCGGUCUCUAUCGAGGCUUCGUGGUGUCUGUUCAGGGAAUCAUCAUAUAUCGGGCAGCCUAUUUCGGGUGCUACGACACGGCCAGGAGUCUUUUGCCGGACCCUAAGAACACGCCCUUGAUCAUUUCGUUUAUGAUUGCCCAGGCCGUCACCACCCUUGCUGGCCUGUUGUCAUAUCCCCUGGACACGGUCAGGAGGCGCAUGAUGAUGCAAUCUGGUCUAAAAGCCUCCGAAAUGGUGUACAAAAACACUUUGGACUGCUGGGUCAAAAUCUUCAAACAGGAAGGUCCCGCCGCCUUUUUCAAGGGCGCCUUCUCCAACGUGUUGAGAGGCGCCGGAGGUGCCAUGGUGCUUGUACUUUACGACGAGAUUAAAAACUUACUCUGAUUUCUUCCGACGUUGUGAUUCUAAUAAUUUUCUGGAAGUCAUGUGGUCGAUGGCUUCUUCUUUUCGAAGAUAUAUAUAAACUAUACACAGUCUACAUUUUUUUUUAACUUGGCAUAUAAAUGACAUGUACAUUGUACGAUUCGUUAAUAAAA
Ctenocephalides felis (cat flea) is the source of this 1064-nucleotide messenger RNA. Its product is annotated as ADP,ATP carrier protein 1-like. The transcript is spliced from 4 exons. Gene Ontology annotation, cellular component: mitochondrial inner membrane. NCBI's taxonomy places the organism in Eukaryota, Metazoa, Arthropoda, Insecta, Siphonaptera, Pulicidae. The coding region runs from base 1 to 912 and encodes 303 amino acids. Gene Ontology annotation, molecular function: ATP:ADP antiporter activity. Gene Ontology annotation, biological process: mitochondrial ATP transmembrane transport; mitochondrial ADP transmembrane transport. The record is from RefSeq and is a predicted model, not a curated record.